ACAGAUGGGUAUUGGCAACAUAAAUAAAAGCAUGGACGGAAAUUUCGAUACAAACGAGGGUGCCUCGGUGAUUUCCAGAGAGUGCACUCCUGCGGAACACCCUCUGACACAAAGUUACUAUCACGGGAUAUGUCCAUCUCCUCUCACCAAUCAGUCACUGUUUGCUGGACUGGAGGCUGCCGCCAAGGAAGCACCGUCUGAUCAAGUGGCUUUGAAAGUACCGGAAUUUCGACAGGAAUAUACACUAAAAUAUAUUCUCGAAAGGGCUAACACGAUAGCUAAGAGUUUGGUAGAAAUAGGACUGAAGAGAGGUGACGUUGUCAUGUUGAAUGGUGUAGGGGAUGGCGAGUACAUCACGCUAUACUACGCAACGGUGUCGUUGGGAUUACAGUUUUAUGUUCCUACGAUGCGGUACCCGUUUGAGAAAUUCUUUCCUGUCAGUUUAAAGACAAACCCGUCGGUGAUAUUUGUCGGAAGCUUAGUUAUACCGGAAGUAAAGGUUUUAUUAAACGACCUCGUUGUGAAGAAUAGUGAUAUCAGACCUUCAAGUUUGAUAGGUGUCGUGUCUUUGGAAGGAAAAUGUGAUUUCGGUUACAUAUCGUAUGCUGAUUUCCUGGUCUCCGGCGUGGCAGUAUUGGACGAAACACUCUCCACCUUAAGGUCGCUUGUUAGUUGUGAAGAAUCAGCCAUUAUCCUGACGACAUCUGGUACAACAGGUGAUGUGAAGUUUGUUUGUCGGAAUCAAUUCUAUAUGGUAAAUUUUGCAAGAUUUUACAACAGGCGCAAUCCAAGAAAUUUGCCUGAGGUAGCCGGCGUUCGGAAUCCCGUCACUGACGAUGCCAUGUGUGUUAUCAAGUGUACAGAAGUGGUAUAUAAAUGGCGGACCAUGCACGUGGUGUUCGUGCCCUCUGACGUCGACUUCUACAUGAGCGAUAUUAGCUGUUUGAUGCGAUGCAUAGAGCAGGAAAGACUUACCUGGUACAGCGGAUAUCCAUACGAAAUUAUUAAGAUGUUGGAUGCUCCCGAUCUCAAUCGUUACGAUAUAUCUUCACUAAGAGCUGUUGUAGUGACCGGGCAAAGUGUGAGUAGCAGCAAUCUCAACAGAAUCUGCGAACACUUCCCAGAUACCAUGAUUGCAUAUGGCUCCACCGAAGUCCAGGCCACCAUGACGUCGAAAUUAUAUUCUACACCCGAACAGCAAAGAAAUUCUGUCGGCUUUCCUCUACCACACAUGGAGUUGAAGAUUGUUGGUAAGUGUGGCGAGACGCUGGCUGUUGAUGAGAUCGGCGAGGUUUGUGUUCGUGGAUGGGCAUCGUUUCUCUGCUACUUCAAUGAUCCAGCAACGACGGCUGCUGUCAAGGGCAACAGUAACUGGAUCCAAAUGGGUGACGUUGGAGUUAUGGAUAAAACAGGCCAUGUAAAAUUACUUGGGCGUAUGGCAGAGUGUGUGACGUUCAAACAUAUGGGCGAGAAAGUGUUUCCACAGCUAAUAUUGGACACAGCAAGGUCUCAUCCGAAGGUCAAAACAGCUAUCGUGAUCGGGAUUCCUGACGAUAGGCUAGGCGAUGAUGUAUGUCUCUUCGUUGAGCCAACAGAGGCAGCAAUACUUACAGAGGAGGAGAUAGAAUCCUACUUUUAUGCUAAGCUGAUGUUUCUGCAAUGCCCACUGUACUAUUUCGUACUAGAGAAACUACCAAGAAUCGGUGCUCGUCUUAAGGUACAUAUAGCAAAGCUCAGGGAAAUAGCAACAGAAAGAAUCGCAACAAAUAACAAGGAAGGACAAUGGAACAGAUAAAAGUCUGCUGAUUUUGAUGAUCGGUGUAUUCCAUCUCUCUCACUCUCUCUCUCUCGGAAUGAUAUUUCUACUCCACGUCUCAACGUUAACUUAUAAUCAACAUUUUAUUUUCUUCUUCCAACUCGUUAUUAUGAUUUUAUUUUAAGCAAUGUACACAGUAUGGCAUUUAAUCGAAUUGACCUAGUAUAGCAGUAACAAAUAUAUACUGAUUUUUUUAUCUGAUA
Messenger RNA from Mizuhopecten yessoensis (Yesso scallop), 2019 nucleotides. RefSeq names its product acyl-CoA synthetase family member 2, mitochondrial-like. Lineage: Eukaryota; Metazoa; Mollusca; Bivalvia; Pectinida; Pectinidae. Gene Ontology annotation, biological process: fatty acid metabolic process. Bases 5 to 1795 code for a protein of 596 amino acids. Gene Ontology annotation, molecular function: medium-chain fatty acid-CoA ligase activity. The transcript has 19 exons. The record is from RefSeq and is a predicted model, not a curated record.